ACCAGGAAGUUAUUCUUUUCGGUGUCAGUAAAGAUGGCAGCCCGCAGCAUGUGAAGAGGACAGAUUUGAUACUAGGGCUUUUAGCUUCACAAUCAUGUACAACCAGCCAUGCAGAAAGCUGACAGGUCUGGUAGGUGUUAGCAUUCUCCAGAGUCUUGAAAACGCAGCCCAGGCAAGGCUUGUUUCCUGUAACCUUGUUCAGCAAUGCAGAUCCUCCCGCAGCAAAUGGAUUACCUUUCAACACUGUAACUUUCUCAAGCGCCAGUAUGUCACAAAAACAACCAGAGCCUGUCAGCGUGCGAAGCCAAAGCAGGAAGCACUGACCGCUCCGCUGGUGGAGCGGCAUCAGCAUUUACAAGAUGAAACGGUUAUUCGUCAGGUCCAGCAGAUUUCAGAAAUCGACCAACAUCCUUCCAGCGUACAAUCUGCUAAGGAGACUCCUACUCAGCAUACAGAGGGGGCCAGCUCAGACGAGGAUCCCUCCACUGCGCAGGAGUCUCAGGAGACCAGACAGUGGAAGGAAAUCAAGGUGGUGCUUGGGGACCUACCAGGAAUCUACGCGAGGCUGUCUAAAAUCAGACUCACAGCCUUGGUUGUCAUGACUGCAUCAGCUGGCUAUGCUAUGGCUCCGGUAACCUUUGAUCCCAGCUGCUUCCUCCUUGCUUCCCUGGGAACGGGCCUCGCAUCCUGUGCUGCCAACUCCAUCAACCAGUACUUUGAGGUCCCCUUUGACUCCAACAUGAACAGGACCAAGAACAGGCCACUGGUUAGAGGCCAGAUCAGCCCUCUCCACGCAGUGAGCUUUGCUGCAGCCUGUGCAGUUCCUGGCAUCACCCUGCUCACCCUGACAGUGAACCCCCUAACGGGAGCCCUGGGUGCCCUAAACCUCUUCCUGUACACCUGCUGCUACACCCCCCUGAAGAGGCUGACCAUCACCAACACCUGGGUGGGGGCCGUCGUUGGGGCGAUCCCCCCUGUUAUGGGCUGGACAGCUGCCACAGGCAGCCUGGACGUGGGUGCCCUGCUCCUGGGAGGGAUCCUGUACUCCUGGCAGUUCCCUCAUUUCAACGCUCUCAGCUGGAACCUGCGGGAGGACUACUCCAGGGGAGGCUACCGCAUGAUGUCCGUCACCCACCCGGCACUCUGCCGGAGAGUGGCACUGCGGCACAGCCUGGCCCUCAUCGGACUGUCUGUCCUGGCGCCGGCCCUGGACGUCACCAGCUGGACCUUCCCACUCAUCUCCCUCCCCAUCAACCUGUACAUCAGCUACCUCGGGUACAGCUUCUACAGAGACGCGGACCGCAGCAGCGCCCGCAAACUCUUCUUCUGCAGCCUCUGGCACCUGCCCAUGCUGCUGCUCCUCAUGCUCACCUGUAAGAAACACCGAGUGGGCAAGGAAGAUGAAUCCGUGGCUCACAGUUAAGUGGCGUGGCACACGAAAACCACUGAGGCAUUUAUUUGUUUUUCCCUCAAUCCGCCACUGGCCUCUUCCACCUCUCUUACGUCCAAUGCCUUCCCUGUUUGUUGGUUGAUUACAGACAACAAAUCAAUGGGGGGGGGGGUUCAAAUAAAAAUUUACCAAACAAAUGGUGAUGUGUACAUGUGUUAAUCAAGGAGAAAAAUACCAUUGAUAUAGUUAUUGGUUGUAGAUAGAUAGAUACAGAAAUUUGGUUGGCAGUCUGUGUUCUCAUAACUUUGUUGACAACCCCUGCCUCCAAGCAAGAUAUUGGUUUUGUGUGACUCAUUUCGAAUGUACACAGUCCUGAAGAGUUUUUAAUAGAUCCAGUACCAGUUGGAAUAUGAAGGGUACUCACGUAUUAGGUAACCAGCAACAUGAAUAGGAUUUGCUUUGUGCACAACACCUCCCUCCCUUAUAGUUCCAGCAUAUACUUCAGGGAAUGUUUAUUACAAUACGAAGCCCAGCUUGUGCGAUUCAAACUUGGCCCACAAUAUUGUCUUUCAGUUCUAUAGUUUUGGCCUCUGCUUACCCAAUCUCCAUUCAGACCAGGGCAGUACUAAACCUGUCUCAAGGUGAAAAAACAGUCUUAACAGAAGAGCUGUAAUCACUCUACCACACCACUUGAGGCAUCAUAAGCAUUCCAGCUAUUUUGUUGUAGUCACUGUGGUCAAAAGUAUCAAGUUGUUUUGUAGUCCACAUCUUACAUCCAUUACGUUUGCGCUGUGGUUUAUCUAGAGCCUUUAAAUUCAGUACCUUUUACAUUUUACUUUGUUUUUAUCUUGUUGCGAUGGACACUUGCAGGGUAUUGCGGAUACUAGAAAGGUCUAUCUUUGUAUCAGGAAAUGCUGUCCUCUAUUCUACCCCUGGAGAAGAAGUGCUGGCACUGGUAUCCACACAGCUCGCAGAAUAUGGAACAGCUUCCAAAUUAUAGUUCUGUUACACACGCCCCCUGCAACUGGGAACAUGCAUACGUUGUGUAUGUUAACAAAAAAUCAAGUGCUGCAGUCUAAAAUGAUGAUUUCCCAAAGUUAUAUUUCUGU
This is a messenger RNA of Polyodon spathula (Mississippi paddlefish), 2499 nucleotides long. Its product is annotated as protoheme IX farnesyltransferase, mitochondrial-like. The record is from RefSeq and is a predicted model, not a curated record. Gene Ontology annotation, biological process: heme biosynthetic process. The coding region runs from base 95 to 1423 and encodes 442 amino acids. The transcript is spliced from 7 exons. Lineage: Eukaryota; Metazoa; Chordata; Actinopteri; Acipenseriformes; Polyodontidae. Gene Ontology annotation, molecular function: protoheme IX farnesyltransferase activity. Gene Ontology annotation, cellular component: mitochondrion; mitochondrial membrane.